ACUGCAGGCGGGAAGCAGCUCCGUCCCCACAGCACUGCCAUGGUCAGCAGCGCUGCCACGGUCCCGGCCACGCCUCGGGCGCAGCGCGCGGCUCAGGGCACAGCUCUCCCCGUGCCCGACGUCCGUGCACGCCCCGCCGGAGCACACAGCGCCCGCCGAGGCCCACUGGGACAGCACCGUAGAAGAGGGAGAUAACUGAGGUUUUAGUGAACUCCAGAGAACUCCAUGCUAUGGCUCACCUAGCAUCUUCCCAGGGGAUUUGGGAAACAAGGAUUUCAGUGCCAAGACUGUUGGAUUUUGCAGACAGCCCAUGCCCGGUGAGGGGCACUUCCUCGUGUGGCUGCUGCCGGGCUGGCUAGAAAUCUAGAGGGACUCCUUCCAUAAGGAUGUGAAGCAUUGGGUUUUCUUCUUUUCCGCUGUCCUUGCACAUAUCGUAAUGCUGCAAUGUUAAACCAGUGGCUCAUUCAUUUUUAUUUAAACUUGCUUGGUGGUUUUGGUUUUUUUUUUGCUGGUUCUUGACCAGAGAACCCGUGGGUGCCACCACCUCUUACAAUCUGUUUUCAUUCAAAAUGUUAUAUUAAAGACCUGCGGGGGGAGGUGUCCAGAAGCUCACUUCUCUUGCUGUGAUCUGAGUGCUUGAACCAACAAAAUCUGAAGCCUCGUGACCUGGUUUGUAUGUCAUUUUUGUUAGUUCUCAAUGCUGCUGUAGUGUGCUCUGUAGGGGAAGCUGCACAAUUAAUUACUUACUGAGGAUAGAUCAAGGUUUACUUCUUAAUUUCCCAUCCUGAUGGUUUUGUUUCCCCAACAGUUUCUCGUUCAUUUCACUACAUUCUGUUUCCUUUGUAACAACAACAAGUUAAUAAAGUAAACUACAUGGCCAUACUACUUCUCAUUAAGAGGUUUUCUGUCUUCCUUACUUGGAAAUGCUAUUGCCACGGCGUGGAUAAGAUACCAAGUUCCCUUCUCUGCCAGGACUGCUUCUCCCAUGUCCCUGUCAUUUCGGGGAUAAGAUGGGGUGUUACAGACCAUAGCUUUAACAACUGUGUGUUUUGCUGUGUGCUCCUUAUAUUAAUUAGUCAUGUGCCACAGUUUACGUUCAGUAAUGUUUCUAUAAGCCUGAGACAGAGGAGAAAUGAAUUCCGUGGAAGUCGCUCCAAGUCUGUCUACGUAACUUAAAGGUCAGCAUGAAUUCUUCUGAGAGGGGAAACUUAAUAUGGAUGUACUUAAAGCAGCUGGCUUUUAAUAUAUUUCAUGCAUAUAACUUGCAGGUGUCCGUUCCAAAAUAGAACCUUCAGAGAGAGCAAACUCAAAAUAAAAGCCACAAAAGAAAGAAAAACAAACAAACACCCAAAGCUUUUAAAGCAGCAGAACUGGGAGCGCAGUGUGUCUGUGCACAGAGCAAGUGAUUCCCCCGGCCAGCUUUGUGCUCAGCAUUGGCCCUCUGCCCUCGGCCUAAAGGGGCUGUGAUCUGUGUGCUCCAGGUGCUAAGGGGUGCUGGGCUGGUGACUGUGCUGUGACUAACCCAGCACGAAGCCCCUGAACAUGGAUGGUGUGGGUGUUCUUAGCAUUAUUUUCAUCUACAAAACCAUUCCUGGUUUUGUAUCUACAUGUAUCUACAUUACUGAUGUAGAUAGAUACGUUAUGGUUCGGCCCUUGGGAAGGGAUCUGUUGUCUGAGCAUCGCUGCUGUAGGAAAAGGACCAUUGGGCACCUUUGACAGAAGAGGGCAGAUGCAUAUGUUCGUAUUCACAAGGAUUCCCCAUUACUGCAGUCAUACUCCUCACAAAAAAAAACAGCCAACCAACCCUGUACAUCAAAUAAAAACAGGUGUGCAAGACAAAAUUUAUUAAAUAUACAAUUUGCUCAACAUGGACCAUGACAGUGGAGAAAUAUGCCAUUGUACUUCUGUUUUUCUACAACAUCUUUUUGAUGACAUUGUGCUCAUCCAAAUUGGAGCUUAAUUACAUUUUGUCUUGCAGCCACAGUUUUGUGGUGUUGUUGCUGCUGUUGUUCUCUCGUAUUAUAUUUCAAAGGCAGGAGCAUCUUCACCCUUCCCACACUUCUGCCAUGUUAAACUUUGGGUUGUUUACUUGAAUCCCUUCGAUAUCCCAGCAGUGUGUUCCAGUUCAGAGAAACUGACUGUUCCAGUGCCCUGGAUGCAAUUCUGUGAAGUUCCUCAGCUUCUAAUUAAACAUGUGGGAGUGAUAGCUCGUUCGGAGCUGACAGAUAAACCAGUCUGAGACCUGGGGAAGAUAAAGUUUGGCAUGUUCUUUAUUUUCCCUUGUGUUUCAUUGUAAUACUACACAUCAGCUGCUGAUAUGCAGCCACAUAUGGUGUUAAUUUUAUACAAGAUUUCUGUGGAUUGAAAUGGCUUAUGCCAUGAGUGGAAUUUAAUGAAAUGUUGGAAAGAAAGUUGCAGAAGGAUGAAGAAAACAGAUUUCCCUGUUGAGAUGCACAGAUAAUUAUUUUCUUUUAUGUUUUUUUUUUCUCUCUCUGUGGAUUGUUUCUCUUCAGGGUGAAGGGUAAAAAUAAUGUUGUUUAAUAAAAACUUCAAGUUCUGCUUUUAAGUCUGCAGUAGAAAGCAUAAAAUCUGUGUGAAUGACUCUAUUGUGUGUAAAGGCAGAAAUGUAGGAGUUGGAAGGGACCUUUGGAGAUCCCCCAGUCCGAGCUCCCCAGAGCAGCUCCCUACAGCAGUGACACAGGAAAGUGUCCCAAUGGGUUUGGAUAUCUCCCAAAAAGGAGACUCCAAAGCCCCUCUGGGCAGCCUGUGCUGGUGUUCCAUGAACCCCAAAGGGAAGAAAUUUUCCUCAUGUUUGGGCCCAUUGUCCCUUGUCCUGUCACUGAGCACCACCAAGAGCUCUGUGUCAUCAGCAAACUUGCUGUGGGUGCACUCUAUCCCUUCACACAUGUCAUUGGUGGGGUGUUGAGUGAGCCCAGGUAACGGGAACCACCUGCUGAACAGCUUUCAUUCUUGUAGCUGCUGAAGGUUCAAACUGUAGCUGAUUUCAGCCCUGCUUGUUGGGGGUGGUGUACAGAGAGAUCUAGAGUGCCUGGGAGUCGCUUAUUGCCUGCUGGUUUUUCCAUUGCAGCUUCUUAUGAAUAGUGCCUUCCAUAAGCGUGACUCAUAAGUUACCUUGCAAGUCAGGCAACCCAGCCCAUGCAUAUGCAUUUUUCUGUGGGUUUCAGUGUUACUUACUCUGAUCUUUUAAUUAUAAAUCAAUUUACAUGAAGGUUUUUGAGGUCCCUUGUGUAAUUCUGUGACUUGCCCUGGAAGGUAUCUUCUCCUGACUACACGUAAAUUUUGAAAUGAUGUUAUUGUCUGUAUUUUUUUUUUCCAUGAAAUAAGCUAUGUUAGAAGUCUAGAAUAUGUCUGUAAGUGUAGAACCUUACUGGAAUUAUUAUUUCUGUGUAUCCUUAUUUUUUGGGCUGCCUUCUGCCUGGGUUUCAGAACCACAAACAGUGCACGUGAAUGUCAGAUUUGGUGCCUGUUAACAGCAAAGAUUAAACAGGAACUCAAACUGGACCAAAUUCCAUCCUUCCUUAUUUUAUUAUUAGAUGUGGGAAGAGUGCACAAAGCGAGGUGUGGACCAAAGGUAGAGAUUCCCAUUUAGGAGGGCGUUGAACUUUUCUUCCCAGUGUAACUCUUUCCAAAGCACAAAUAUUUCAUUCCUCAUUUUCAUUUGAAGUUAAUAGCGUUUUUAACUUCCGUGGAAUGUGUUAUUUUAGUUCUUCAGUAAACAAAGCAUUAUUCACAUGCUGGGGGGAGCUGGAAGAACUGUUUCUCUUCUUUCAGCUUUCUGCCUAUGUCACAUUUCUGUUCUGUUCAUUACUCACCAGCACAUCAGCCAGAAUCUUCUUUGAAGUAUUGUUGUCCUCAAGAGGUCGGCCUGAUUAAUGUUAAUCCAUGGGUAAACUUUGCACUUUAUGCCUAGUUCCUAGUACUUGUUACCUGAACUAGUUAAUGUAUUUUGCAUACAAUUUAAUAAGUCUUUUCUAAAGGUUUGGGUUUUUUGUUUUGUUUUGUUUUGUUUUGUUUUUUUUGUCUUAAAUAAAAAGUGAUUAAUUGGAGACAUCGGUUGUUUUCUCAACCUUUGUGCUUCUGCAGUCUGUAUCCUAGCAAAGUGAAAGGCUUUCCUGGGUUGGUUGUUGCUGUCAGUGUUUUUCUUUAUCUCUCAAGUUUAUUUUGCAAGAGUAAGGUUAGAAGAUUUGGCUGUUUGUUCCAAAGAAAGACUCAAACACUUCUUAUUUGUUAAAUAAGAGCUGUCCUGAUGGCAGAAAUGCCUUUGCCUUAGUGGUCUGUACUGCUCUGCAUGCUUGGUUGGACACGUUUAAUUGUAUUUGCCAUCGUAAUGCUAACACAGAAACAAGAGCCAAAGCUGAUUGCGAGCAUCUUGUGUGCUCAGGCCUUGUUUUCAGAGGAAGCUCACGUAAGCACUCCUGUGCCUCUGAAAAUUCAGAUCUGAACUUUCAGAUGAUUUAAUAAUGAUUAAAACUGUUGGACUUUAGAAAUGUAUGUAUGAGGCGUGCAUUUCCCCUUCUGCUGCAUCACAGGGAAGUUUCGUUGGCCUUCAGAUGGACUCUAUCCAAAUCUGCUCUCUUGCUUUUUGGUGGGAAGCUCCAUUUUUAUAGGUUUACCUUGGAUAGUUUGUAGAACAAUACUUGAGGUGCUGCAUACCCCUUCAAUCAGCAGAGGAUGUGUGUGUCUGAAGGUGAUAUCUUGCUCAUUGAUGACAUGUUCUGGCCAUCCCGAUUUUCUCCUAUUCCAGAACCUGAUAAAAUUCAUAGAUGUCAACCUGCCAAUUCCCUAAAUUUGUUUGACUGGGAGGAAGCUUUACAAAAAUAUCACGUUACAAUAAAUACAGAAACAGACUAAUGCAACAGAAUUCAGUAUGAAAGCGUGUCUAUCAUUUUAUUCCAAGUUUCUCCAUUGUGACAGGUUAGUUGAUUGAAGUUCUGCUGUGCCCUAAAAUUAGUCAGAUUUUGGAUUGCUCUAACUUGUUUGCUAACCUACACUUUAAAUGAAUUAAAUCUGAGAGUAAUCCAAGUAUGUCAGUUUUAUGCCUUCCUUUCCUGUCUUUGACUUUUACACACUACAUCUGUUGGAUAUAUUUUUAUAAAAUGGAACUUCUCCACUAAUACAAGUGGAUGCAAAUGCAGCAGAAAGCAUCCUGUGCAGGAAUGCUUUUCAGUGGGCAGAGCAGUAGUGGUCUGUCAUGCAAACUUACUUCUUUGUGUUGCUGCUUGCUUGCCUGAAUCUCACCUAUAUGCUGGCAAACACUGUGUAGGCUCUUUAGGGUUCGUUUCAGAGCUGCCUUUGUGGUACGCUGUGCUCAGGGGUACAUCUGAGAGUCUGCAGAGCAGAACAUCCCUGGGAGCUCUGAUUGCUGCUGCUGCAUCUGGUGGAGACAGAGCCAAGCGGGUGUGUGUGAGCUUCACUGCUGUGCCCUGUCCUUGUACAGAUUUUAUUAUUAAUUGGUAGAGUAGAAAUCAUGGGAAGAGCAUUGUAAAUCGCUUGAUAAGGGACACUUCUGUAAUGGGAAGAGGGAAGACAAAGCUUGGUUACCACCGCAUCCCUUCCUGGUAUCUGCAGGAGCUCUUUGUGUUCUUUUGUUACCCAUUUGUGCCUUAACCUCCUCUUGGAGGAGGUACUGUUGUGCAUUUCUAUGUCCGUCUGCUGCAACAACCGCUCUGGGAGUUAAGGAACGCAGUCUCUGUAAUGGGCACUCUGGGACAUGGGAGUCCAAAGGCUUUUUGCUGCUGCUGUCACCUUAAGUGCUUUUUGAGUCCUGACAACAGCACCAUAAAACAUGGGUGGGUUAAUACAGCCGGCAGCGUCUGAGACUUGGUGCUGGAGGACAUGUAGUCAACAAAUCCAUUGAUGCGAGGCCAUGAAUUUAUGGACACGGCAUAGAUUUGGAGUAUUGAUUGUUUAAGUAAACAUGUAACCGAAGAUUGAUGAAGGGCAUAAAAGACUUCAUCGUACAUCAUUAAUGUGCUGGGGAGCUCUGAUGGGGCUUCGGCGGGCUUUAUAAACAAGCUUGCUGCAGACAGCAUUGAUAAACAUGCUCAGUCAAUUUUAAUGAGGUCCUAAACACCAUCCACGGAGCAUCGCAAGAGCAGCUAGAAAUGCCCCGCUGGUGAGACGCAGGGGAACAGAUGCAGUCCUUGGAUCAACCAGCGUCAGCUUUUGUGUUAACCAGCCAUCAGGAAAUAUCACGAAAUUACUGGAGUACAAAAUGCAUCUGUUGGAAAUAUGUCUGAGUCUUUUGUGUAAUAGGAUGGGAAGAACAUUACCGGCUGACACACGGCUCAGUGCAGCGGUGCUGGGCAGAGGACCAAGGGCGCAUGUUUGCUGUUUUGUGGUUCAUAAGAGAUGCCAUGAGUUCGUUACCUUCUCCUGUCCUGGAGCUGACAAGGGACCUGACACCGAUGACCCCAGGAGCAAGCACAAAUUUAAGAUCCACACCUAUGGGAGCCCAACCUUUUGUGACCACUGUGGGUCCCUUCUUUAUGGGCUCCUACACCAAGGGAUGAAAUGUGACACUUGUGAUAUGAAUGUGCAUAAGCAAUGUGUGAUAAACGUCCCGAGCCUCUGUGGCAUGGAUCACACUGAGAAAAGGGGAAGGAUUUAUCUGAAGGCUGAAGUCACUGGUGACAAACUGGAAGUAACAGUGCGAGAAGCAAAAAACCUAAUUCCCAUGGAUCCAAAUGGGCUUUCAGAUCCUUAUGUUAAACUGAAACUUAUCCCAGAUCCCAAGAAUGAAAGUAAACAAAAAACAAAAACCUUCCGUUCUACCCUGAAUCCACACUGGAAUGAGUCAUUCACAUUUAAAUUAAAACCUACAGACAAAGAUCGACGGCUCUCUGUAGAGGUCUGGGACUGGGAUCGAACAACCAGGAAUGAUUUUAUGGGCUCUCUUUCAUUUGGGGUGUCAGAGCUCAUGAAGAUGCCAGCCAGUGGAUGGUACAAGCUGCUGAAUCAAGAAGAAGGUGAAUAUUAUAAUGUUCCAAUUCCAGAUGCUGACGAGGAUGGAAAUGCAGAGCUCCGGCAGAAGUUCGAGGGUAAAAGAACGGGCCGAGAUAAGAAAGCCAAACUUGGGCCAGCUGGUAACAAAGUCAUUACUCCAUCAGAAGACAGGAAUUCAAGUGUGCCAUCCAACAAUCUGGACAGGGUGAAACUGACAGAUUUCAACUUUCUUAUGGUUCUUGGAAAAGGAAGCUUUGGAAAGGUGAUGCUGGCGGACAGGAAGAAUACAGAGGAGCUCUAUGCAAUCAAAAUACUGAAAAAAGAUGUGGUGAUUCAAGAUGAUGAUGUUGAGUGUACAAUGGUUGAAAAACGAGUGCUAGCACUGCAGGAUAAACCACCAUUCCUGACACAGCUUCACUCAUGUUUCCAAACAGUUGACCGCCUGUAUUUUGUUAUGGAGUAUGUGAAUGGUGGGGAUCUCAUGUACCACAUUCAGCAAGUAGGAAAAUUUAAGGAGCCACAAGCAGUGUUCUAUGCAGCUGAGAUCUCAGUUGGGUUAUUCUUUCUCCAUAAUAGAGGGAUUGUUUAUAGAGAUCUGAAAUUGGAUAAUGUGAUGUUGGAUUCAGAAGGACACAUUAAAAUUGCUGACUUUGGAAUGUGCAAAGAACAUAUGUUAGAUGGAGUAACAACCAGGACCUUCUGUGGCACCCCAGAUUACAUCGCACCAGAGAUCAUUGCUUAUCAGCCCUAUGGGAAGUCUGUGGAUUGGUGGGCAUAUGGAGUGCUGCUCUACGAGAUGUUAGCUGGCCAGCCUCCAUUUGAUGGAGAAGACGAAGAUGAACUUUUCCAGUCCAUAAUGGAACAUAAUGUUUCCUAUCCAAAAUCGCUGUCCAAAGAAGCUGUCUCCAUCUGCAAGGGGCUAAUGACUAAACAUCCCGCAAAGCGCCUUGGCUGCGGCCUCGAAGGUGAAAGAGACAUCAGGGAACACGCUUUCUUCAGGAGAAUUGACUGGGAGAAACUGGAAAACAGAGAGAUCCAGCCACCUUUCAAGCCCAAAGUGUGUGGCAAAGGUGCUGAAAACUUCGAUAAAUUCUUCACGCGAGGACAGCCGGUGUUGACCCCGCCAGACCAGCUGGUCAUUGCUAACAUAGAUCAAUCCGAUUUUGAAGGGUUCUCCUAUGUCAACCCCCAGUUUGUACAUCCCCUCCUAGAAAAUGUAGCAUGAAACAACAGAACAGGAACAAAUCCCGCAGUGGGGAACGGUUCUUAACCCUAAAAUUUUUAGGUUUUUGCCUUGAUUCCGUUUGGGCCUGAAAAUUAUAGGGUUAGAAAGUGUAAGAUGGGGGAAAGGCCACUUAGUGAGGAUUUUGACUUUGCAACCAAAACGUCUUAAUGGGAGAUAAAUUAGCAUACGGUGCCCAUUUCUCCUACUAGAAGUCACCAUGACUCGUCUGAAGUUCCCCAUUUUUGGUACAUUCUGUAGUUCUGUAGCUCCCCUCUGUCCUUUUGCUCCAUUUUUCACUCCGCUGCUGUUACAAAUAAUCCAAGACCCGACCUGAGAAGCACCUCCAGUACUCAGUCCUUGCAGGGGACCAGUGCUCCCCGCUCCUAUGGGCGCCAUGGGGAGAGCAGCGCACGGGACUGGAGAGCGCCGGGGAGGAGAGGCAUUGCAGAAUGUGGUGGAAAGCAGUUGUUACCAAAACCCGACAAAUAAAUACGAGUUGGGAGUGGGAGGGCAGAGGGGAUGAAAUCCUAUUAGAGCCCAAAGCUUCGUGAACCAAUCCUGUAAGCAACACCAAAUUUAAACACGCUCCGGCAGUGGCCAGAUCUCUAGAUCUUUGCUAAGUAGCAUGUGAUAAACUCGAGGGUGAAGUUUUGUCUUUAAUAAUAAUAAUAAUAGUAAUAAUUUUAAUAAUAUUUUUGUGAAUUUUAAUCUCCGUGAGAUUAUUCUGUGAUCCAGGGUGCCAUUGUUUGUUCAGUUGAUUUCAUUUGCACCACUCCUCAAGCUCACUGUUGACUGGUUCUAAUAACACCAACGUUUUACUAUGAGAUUUGUUAACCUGGAAUGUAAAACAGAACUGUAAUCCCUUACAUCUUAUUUACUUGUGUGUGUUGUAGUCUGCAGUAUAGGGCAGUAAAUUGAAGGAAGUAUUGUGUAUGCUAAAUUAACAAAAACGCAGUCCCAGGUGACUCCCUGAUUUUUCCAGAACAACUCAUGAAAAUGAAUUGAGAUUUAGUUCUACAGUAAUCAAUUCUAACUCAGAAAACUUGGGGCUGUACAAUAACCAAGCUUGAAAGAAGCACCUGAAGCUUGUUUUAUUGGCAGAAUGGAAUUUAACACAUUUUACAUACGCUUCAUGCAAUGAAUUUUGCAUGUUUAGUAAUAACUCUUAAUAAUAAGAGUUAAUAAUAAGCAGUUCUAUAUUGACAUUACCAUAUCAAGCAUACAGAGUAUUACAAAAGUUUUAUAAAACAAAUUGUGCUUUAUUUGUGGAAGUACUUGUUCUGAGCGACAUCAUUUAGGUUUAGCUCAAUGUUUUCUUGCUGUUGUUUUGGGUUGUUUUUUUCUAGUUUUUGGAUAUUGUUAAUGACUUAGGGUAUCAUCUGUUUUUUUAAACGUAGAUCUACUUUUAAACAAUAAUUGCUACCUGCAGGUUUUAUACAAGUUUCAAUUAGGCUUUUGUUUCAUGUCUGCUGAUUACUGACAGGGAAGGAAAUAGAUUUUAUUUGCAAUGAUGAACGCUGUAAUUAAUGCAAUCUUCUCCUCUCCUAUCUCACUUAGAUACAAAUUUUGAUAUUUCCUCUUACCAACUUACCAGAAGAUCUUAAUUCAAAUAUCAGUAAAUAUUUUUGUGCUUACUUUGGUUUUGUUACAGCAUGUAAAAUAGUAGGCGGUGCGUUUUCCUUUUCUUCCCUUCAGCCUCGUUAAUGGUAGCAGCCAUAGGCACUCUUUGUCUGUCGGAUGUGCAUGAUGAUGCCAGAAGCAUGAUGUCUCUGUUGCUGCAUGCAGACUGAAUACAGUUUUUCCAGCAUGUAAACAUAUUCAAAAAGUCAGAUAUUUGCCAUAAAAGACUUACAUUUAUACUAGAAUAUGUAACCGGAGGGUGGGGGUGGGAGCGGGGGGGGAGGAAUCUACUUUCUAAUCAUCUUUUAUUACAAUAAAACAUUGAGCCUGUGCCAAAGAUUCUGCUAGAAAGAUCCAGUCCUGCAGAUUGGACGGCGAUGAUGUGCAGGAGUGACCCCGUGGCACAUGGGACAGUUGGUGAGCGAACCGCAGCUGGAUGUGAGCAGAAGCGGCCGUGCGGUGCUCCUGCACCACGGAUGCCUUCCAAAGCCGUCCUUUGGCGCCUGGGAUUUGCAGCACUCCAGUUGUGUGACCAGCCCUGCUUCCUUUGUGGUCACAGCCCUAAGGUUGGAGCAUCCCCAGAGAGGGCUCAGCCCGUGUUGGAUGGACCCGGCGCUGACACAUGGCAUCCCCCAACGAACAGCUCCCCAGAUUGUUGCCUAAAUAAACAGAACUCAAACAUUUUAAUACAUUUUAGGAGUACAGUUUUUCAACUAUCCGGUGUCAGAUAUGUUAUCAGCCAAAUUUGGGCAUUCGUUUUCCUCUUUGUGUAUUAUAUACCUGAAGAUUAUGGUAUGUUGUUCACCAUAAAGCAUGUGGACUAGUGCAGCAUUCAUGACUAUUUCUGUCUUUCUGAUUAUUACUAGCCUGCCGUAGUUUGGGGAUAUCGGGAUGUCAUGCUGUAGAAGAGAAUAGAUUGAGCAGAUUGUGGAGGUCGGAUGUGGAGGAAAUAAGGGAGCUCUCAGUGUGUAAGUCUGCUAGGAGCAGGCAGCAAGUAUUUUAGGAAUGUGAAAGGGAGGCUUCUGAAAAGAAGACUAGAUGUCCUCUAAAGGUCCCUUCCAACUCAAAUGAUUCUAUGGUUCUAUGAAAAGGAAACUGCAGGGAGAUAGAGCGAGCAUGGGUUUGUGGAGCAAGAAAAGCAGCACGUGGUGCAGCUCCCCAAGCCAGAAGGAGGCAGGAGAGAAAACCAAGAGAUGUUCCUGAAUGAUUCUGUUGUUUUUCCAAGGAGUUAUGCUGGGAUGUCCAUCUGGAAGCAGUUGCUGCUGGCAGAGCAGUGACAUGGUGCUCUCACUGGCAGUAAAGAGGCGGUCCGGCCUCUGAGUGGAGCUGCUCACUUUGAGGCUGUUCCUCAUAAAACAUUAAAUAUCCAGCAAGUAUUUUCCCAUGUUUUUUAAUGCAGGUGUUAUUUACAAAAUGUUUCUCACAAGAUGUGGCUUCCUAGAGAGCGUUUAUCAGCCGAGGCGUUAGGACUGCCUUUCUUUCCCUCAUGCUCAAUAUCAAAAGCACUCCACUCUCCCUUCUAAUGGAGCGAAGCCAUUCCCAUGAAGGAUGUGAUGGAAACACUUAACUUUGAGUUCUUGUCAUCAUUAGCAUUAGUGUGCAUUUAGGUUCCAUCUCUUUGCAGCUACAGGGUGCGUGCGCUGUGUGCUAGGCAGGCACUGAGCUGCAGUGUAGUACAAGAGCAGCUGAGCUACAGCUCCACAUGCUUAGAUGUAGGAGUUGAGUGGAAGAGUUGAAUAAGAGUUGAAUCCAAAGUAGUUGAGUGGAAAAGUUGAAUAAGAAUUGACUCCAUAAACAUGACUUCAUAUCAACCAGUGACCAUGCCAGCAGCAAUUGGUGAUCAGCAGCCUUACAACAAGGAGGCAUCGUGCACUAAAGCCCUUCUGCUCUCCAGAGAACCACAAUGGAGAGGCUGAGCCCCCGGGCUGCCGCUGUCCCUGCCUCAGUUACCUCCUCUGUCAAAUGGGGGUAAUACUACUGCCCUGCAGGGCUAUGAGGACUUCUCAGUUCAUGUUUCUAAUGCACUUUUAACCUGGAAGGAGUUGUGUAAGUAUUCUAAUUUUUACUAUUGAAUCAGCGUAUUCAACUCGCGUGGUAUUGCUGGUUAUACCAUGGGGUGUUUCUACUUUUUUUGUAUGACUUUAGUAAUUCUACUGAAACCAUUUGAAGAAGGACGCAGACAGAUGUGAUACUUUCCGUCCAGAUUGUGGAGUGCAGCCUUUGCUGAGGGCUCAGGGAGGAGAUGCACACUGGUUGGGUCGGUGCAGCUCUCCUUUCCAAACACUGAGAUUUCUAUGUGCAGUGUGAUAAUUCCGUGUCAGUGGAGGUCUUAGCAGAACUGACCGUUGUAGGAUAUGAUUCCCUGUGGGUAAAUACCCUUAGCACAGCUCUUUUCUAGUAACAUUUGUACUGAGUCCUGCUGAAGGAGGAGUGAUAUCUGUUAUGCAGCUGCUCCAUCCGAGGCAGUUUUAUUCCGGUGAGAUUUUAGUGUAUUCCUGUGUCAUAUAUCCUCGUGCUUUUCUGUUGCAUCCGCGUGACACCACAGCCCCGAAUCAAAAGCCAGAAGUGUAGGUGGCAGGAACAUCUUAACAGAGGGGGAAAUGAGGUCUCAGCGUUUUAUAACCCUUUUCCCAUCAAUUAUUGGAAGCGCUACAGCUGUAUUCCUCCCAGUCACCAGGAAGCAGAGCUGCCGAUGGCAGUGAUGCAGUGGUUUGGUCUUUCCAGGGCCCGGAGCGCUGCUGUCUUGGAGCAAGGCAGCAGGGGAAGCCCACAGUGCCCGGAGCCCAGCUGGUGCUCCACAUCUUCGCUGGCUCCCAGCCUGCUCCCAGCCCCAGCAGCGCUCCCCACAGCUGCAGUCCGCCCCCACCCUGCCCAACACAGCCCCAGCCCUCACACAUGGCUGCCUUGCUGACCUGGGGCAGAAACAAACGUUCUUGCAGCCGUCACACAAACCUGAUCUGUGCUCGUUGCCCACAGAGCCCUUCAUCAGCUCUCUCAUGUGCUAUUAAAAUGAAUGUAAGAAAAAUAAUUUCAACAAACAGAAGCGCGCCGUCUCUUUUGAACACAUCUGGGGCGAUCCCAGCUCGUGUUUGAUUUUGCACAACAAUGCAGAGCACACCUGAAACGUUUGGAAUGAUUGCAUGUUGUUUCAACGCUAUCCUGUAUUUAAACAAGGAGUCGUGCUACCUUGAGCUCAUUCAUAUUUUUGGAUGUUAUUUUAAUACCCGAAGUUUGUAUUUAUAAAGAGGAGAACAUUAUUUAUUUUCUCAUCGUUUAUUUUUCUGCAAGAUGCCACCAGGAAACUGGGAGAUGCCACUGAUCUUCCUAAAAACCUGAAAAACCACACUGGAGGUGUAGUGGGCAAAACUGGUGUAUAAAUUACAGCAUCUUUUCUUUUUUCCUUAUCCCUCGAGAUCUUCAGUCUUUGUUUGCAUGGAACACUUCUGUUGAAUAUGAAUUGUAGUUUCCAAGCAAGUGUGUGCAAAUAAAAAUACUGAUCAUUACGCUGCAA
Molecule: messenger RNA, 13322 nt
Organism: Gallus gallus (chicken)
Lineage: Eukaryota; Metazoa; Chordata; Aves; Galliformes; Phasianidae
Gene: PRKCA
Product: protein kinase C alpha
Exons: 21
Coding region: 6236-8191 (651 amino acids)
Biological process (GO): protein phosphorylation
Molecular function (GO): diacylglycerol-dependent serine/threonine kinase activity; ATP binding; zinc ion binding
Source: RefSeq, a predicted model, not a curated record